Phycodurus eques (leafy seadragon) is the source of this 1903-nucleotide messenger RNA. RefSeq names its product solute carrier family 39 member 8 (gene slc39a8). Lineage: Eukaryota; Metazoa; Chordata; Actinopteri; Syngnathiformes; Syngnathidae. Gene Ontology annotation, cellular component: membrane. Gene Ontology annotation, molecular function: zinc ion transmembrane transporter activity. The record is from RefSeq and is a predicted model, not a curated record. Gene Ontology annotation, biological process: zinc ion import across plasma membrane; intracellular zinc ion homeostasis. The coding region runs from base 1 to 1392 and encodes 463 amino acids. The transcript is spliced from 8 exons.
AUGGCUGCGCUUCUUGUGCUCGUGGGGAUCGCGUUCGCCGUGGAGGUGGGCCAGGGCCAGGUCCAGGGCCAGGGCCGGGUCCGGGGCCUCGGCGGCGAGUUCCUGCGGGACAUCGUGCGCUUCUUCGGCCACAACGAGUCCAUCCCGGCGCAAAACCUGGAGGAGCUCCUCCACAUCGUCGCCGCCCGCAGGCACCGCGACGUCAGCCACGACGGGAACCCGCUCCACGGACGCGAGUGCCUGUCGGCCGAGCAGAUCUUGUCCCACUUCGGCUUCCCCAACGCCAGCCGGCUGAGCGCCGCGCAUCUGGAGGCCGUUUGUCCCGCCGUGUUGACCCAGGUGCUGGUGCCCUCCUGCCCCUACACGGCCCCCGAGCCGCCUCCGCCCGCCCUGCGCUAUUCGGCGUGGGGUUGGGGCUUCCUGUCGGUGACGGUGAUCAACCUGGCGGCGUUGCUGGGCCUGCUGCUCAUCCCGUUCACCGCAAAGUCCUACUUCCCCAAAGUGCUGACCUACUUCAUCGCCCUGGCCAUCGGCACGCUCUUCUCCAACGCCGUGCUGCAGCUCAUCCCCGAGGCGUUGGGCUUCGACCCGAAAGCGGACAACUACCUGUCCAACGCCAUCGGCAUCUUUGGAGGCUUUUACCUUCUCUUCGUGGUGGAGAGGGUCCUCACCAUGGCUCUGCGCGUCCAACACCAGCCCGGCCCGUCGCACUUUGUUCCGGCCGGCGACUCGCUGCCGAACGGCGACGCCGGGGAGAAGAAGGACUCCGGCCCGGUUCUGACGAGCGUCGGCGUCGGCGGCUCGGCCGAGCGGGUUAGCGUCGGCUCGGAACGCGGCGACGUCGACGUCUUUCCCGAGCAGGCGUCGAGCGCCACGUGCCGCUGCCUCGGCGGCCGGCGGCUGGCCGGCGUCAAGACGGUGGCGUGGAUGAUCACGCUGAGCGACGCGCUGCACAACUUCAUCGACGGCCUGGCCAUCGGCGCCUCCUUCACCGUCUCCACGCUGCACGGAUUCAGCACGUCCACCGCCAUCGUCUGCGAGGAGUUCCCGCACGAGCUCGGCGACUUUGUGAUCCUGCUGAACUCGGGCAUGAGCGUGGCCCAGGCGGUCUUCUUCAACCUGCUGUCGGCGCUGGCGUGCUACGCGGGCCUGGCGUUCGGCAUCCUGCUGGGCAGCAACUUCGCCCCCAACGCCAUCUUCGCCGUGGCGGGCGGCAUGUUCCUGUACAUCGCGCUGGCCGACAUGUUCCCAGAGAUGGACGCCGUCGCCCGGGAACAGACGCGCACCUCCGCCAAGGUCAUCUUCUUCCUGAUCCAGAACGCCGGACUGCUCAGCGGCUUCGGCGUCAUCCUGCUCAUCACCGUGUUUGCCGGCGACAUCAACCUGGGAUGACCGCCCGCCGGCAAGGAGAUGAAAUUCCCAAAAUGCUUUCUGCUCGCCUUCGUCUUGGAGCGCGAAGAUUCCAAAAGCUUUUGUGCAAACAAAACAAAAGAUCGCCACACACAAUAUGCAAUCAUUUCAUUUAUGAACUCUACUCUGAUUUGUCUUAAAGAGACGGUGGAUUAUUGUUCGUGGUUCCCCCCCCCCGUCACUGAAAUAUUGUUACAUAUUCUGGUUGAUGCUGUACUGUAUUGUGUGUAUUUUUUACCUCUGAUUUUCUUGAUAGAAUUUUUUUUUUUUUUUUUUUUUUUGGUCUUGACUUUGUUGUACGAUCAAACUUUAUUUUAGGAGCGUUAACUCAAUGACAUGAUGUAGAUUUCUAUUUUGUGUUUUUCGAGGGUUUACAUUGCUUUGCUCAGGGUUUAUUCAGCUCACACUGAAAGAAAAUGUGACUGUGUGAAUCGGACAUGCAUGCAAAAACAAUGCCGGAAAAUAUCAAAGUCUAUUUUGAAUAUUAUAAAUA